Messenger RNA from Habropoda laboriosa, 1293 nucleotides. RefSeq names its product putative gustatory receptor 28a. The transcript has 7 exons. The record is from RefSeq and is a predicted model, not a curated record. Gene Ontology annotation, cellular component: neuronal cell body; membrane; dendrite. Bases 1 to 1293 code for a protein of 430 amino acids. Gene Ontology annotation, biological process: sensory perception of taste. NCBI's taxonomy places the organism in Eukaryota, Metazoa, Arthropoda, Insecta, Hymenoptera, Apidae.
AUGAAGAAGAUAAACAGCUAUAAGGAAGCGACCAACGUGAUCACUAGAAUUAGUCAAAUAACAUCCCUGCGAAAUUUUCAAGAUUGGAGAAAGAAUAAAUUCAAAUUUGUGUGUUCCUGGCUGUACGAUAUUUUUAUCCUCUGUCUGUACACUUAUACCAAAUACAAUUUUGACACAUACAUGCUGCAUCAAAUGCCAUAUAACAGUGAACGCGCCAUGAUCACUUUUCUGAAGUACGUGUUUAUCAUUGGAUUUUUAAUCUUGGCAAUACUAAGUCUCUACCAUUCCAAGAAUACGGUGAUGUUGAUGAAGGAAAUCGACAAAGUGGACGAGAACCUGCAAAAACUGGGAUGCGCGGUCGAGUAUCGCUCGCUGUACAUUCACGUAGUGCUCGUUGGAUUAUUCUGGUUCCUGAGCGCAUUCAUACUGUCUACGAUCUAUAUAAAAUGGCUAGUAUCGUUUGGACAAACGCUGUAUCUGUAUCACUUGUGUUCUACUCUCAGCUACGUGUACGGAACAAAUGUUGCGUCAAUUGUUCUUUAUGAUUUCAAGAUAUACGUAUAUUGGCUGGGACACAGGUUCAAGCAGACAAACGAACUUCUCAGAACAUUCCUCGUGGAGGGUCAUCAGAUAAAAACGGAAGACACAGUCGUGGAAAAAUCGAAUGUUUUGAACAAACGAUUUCGUUUGGACAGAUGGUUGUCUGAACAUUCUAUUCAUCGUUCACGUGUGCUCCCUUUGAGUCAUCCUCUGAAUAUAAAACACGAGUCGCAAUCCGUUAAAAAGGUCCACUUACUUCAACAAAUCAGAUUCGUGCAUCUGCAACUUUGCGGAGUGUCGAAGAUGGUGAAUCGGAUUUUCAACGGGCAAUUAAUAGUGUACGUAGCGAUGACGUUGACGUACAUCACUAUCAUCCUUUACUACUUGUACACGGAGGUCUACAAACCAGAAACGUUUCUGUCCAAAUUGAGCGUGAUAACGGUGUUACUCAUAGAAGUGUUGAGCUAUUGCGUUAAGAUCGCCUUAGUGAGCUAUAAUUGCGAGUACACGACGAAUCAGGCUAACAGAACAAUAGAAAUCAUUCAUGCUUGCUCUGUGUACGAUAUAGACACUGAAUUGAAAGACGAGAUUCUUCAAUUCUCUUUGCAAAUGUCUCACACUCAACUUGGAAAAUCGAAAUCUGCUUACUUUAGAUUGAACUACUCCUUCAUUCGCGACUGUAUAAGCUUCGUGGCGACUUAUCUGGUGAUUAUGAUACAGUGGAACCAAACCGUCUAUAGUAUAAAUGAAUGA